AUGGUCAAUUUGAUUGAACGACUAGACUUGCAACCAAAAGAAAUCAACUAUCUGAAAUUAUCUGGAGAGGCUAAAUUACUGGUAUGUGGAGCUAAAAAAUAUGUUGAUUCACCUAUUAAGCAAAAUUUACGACUAAAACUGCGUUUAGAAGCUCAUCGUCGCAUGUGGAAACAUAAGCUAGAAUCGCUUCCAAGCAAUGAAGACAUUGAGCUAUUUUGCAUCAAUCUACGAAACAAUGCGAUUUAUUCAAGAAGUGAGGACGAAAAAUUUGUUGAUUAUUACAGUUAUAAACAAGUAAUGAAUCUCGCUCCGAAAGCUUUGCAAGAUUUCUUAUCUACGAAGACUUUUAUGGAUUUGCUUCAAAUUAGCAAUACUAAAGACAGAGGGAGUGUAGCUGUUAACUCUAUUAUCGAAUAUUUGGUAACUAAAAAAGAAAAACUAAGCAAACUAAUCCAUUUGCACUAUUAUGAUUCUGCAAGCAAAGGCUAUUUGUCGACGGAGGACUUGCGAGAGUUUUUAGAAGACGAAGUGUUACCUCAUAUACCCUCUCUUGCAAAUUUGAAUGACGAGGAGCCAAUGCUACAGGAUUAUUACUUGUGUAUGGCUAUACGAAAAUUUUUCUUUUUGCUCGAUACGAUGCAGCAAAAAAAAAUUCGUAUUAUUGACGUUAUAGCUAGUCGAUUAUUGGAAGAAUUUGAGACUCUAAAUGGGUCAUCAAAUGAUAGUGCUGAUGAUGAUGAUGAUGAGUCUGCAAAAAUUGAACAAGGAACAUCUCAAACUAUUAGUACACUAAAUUGGUUUUCGAAACAAAACUGUUUGAGAAUAAAAAGUAUGUACGAACAGCUUGAUACAGAUGGCAACGGGUUAUUGAGUUUUUCAGAAAUGAUUGAUUUUCAGCGUGUGACAAACUCUUUUAUGCAGAGAGUUUUCGAAGUUCAACAAACUUAUGACAAUGAUGAACUUGAUUUAAGAGGAUUUUGUGACCUUCUACUUGCAAUGGAGCAUAAAUCAGACCGUUCUGCACUGAGUUAUUACUUUCGAGUGCUAGAUGUUGAUGGUGAUAAUUUAUUAACUGCUUCGGAUUUGAAUUUUUUCUAUCGUGAUCUUGCGAAAAUGCUAGAAGAUUGCUUAGCAGAUAGUUCGCAGAAAGCGCCCUCAUUCGAUGAUAUCAAGAAUGAGAUAUUCGAUAUGUGCCAUUCAAAAAACCCUGAGGGGAUAACAUUGAAAGAAUUGAUUUCAUCAGGCAAAGGUGGUACGGUGGUGGGUAUGUUAACUGAUCUUGACGCUUUUUUUGAAUAUGAAAAUCGUGAAGAUAUUAUCUAUGAAGAAUGA
Molecule: messenger RNA, 1332 nt
Organism: Cercopithifilaria johnstoni
Lineage: Eukaryota; Metazoa; Nematoda; Chromadorea; Rhabditida; Onchocercidae
Source: the annotation of a GenBank genome assembly